Molecule: messenger RNA, 2067 nt
Organism: Zonotrichia albicollis (white-throated sparrow)
Lineage: Eukaryota; Metazoa; Chordata; Aves; Passeriformes; Passerellidae
Source: RefSeq, a predicted model, not a curated record
AUCGAUGACAUCGCGGACGGCGCCGUGAAACCCCCCCCGAACAAGUACCCCAUCUUCUUCUUCGGCACCCACGAGACCGCCUUCUUGGGCCCUAAAGAUCUGUUCCCUUACGAAAAAUACAAAGACAAAUACGGGAAACCAAACAAGAGAAAAGGCUUCAACGAGGGCUUGUGGGAAAUCCAGAACAACCCCCACGCCAGUUACAGUGCCCCUGCGCCCGCGAGCUCCUCGGACAGCGAUGUCCCCGAGAACGACCCCAUGGCGGGCAGCGACCCCGGGGACGACGAGGACGACGCUGCCAUGGCCACGGGGCCCGCAGCCAAGGUGGACAGCGACGAGGACUCGGAGCGAGGCAGCGACCACAGCGGGCUCAAGAGGAAAUCCCUGGCCAUGAAAAUGCCUGUGACAAAACGGCCUCGGAAAUCCUCCAGUGACUUGGAUCAGGGCAGCCCCUCUGUCACAGAAGAGGAGAACUCAGAAACAUCUUCUGAGUCAGAAAAAAACAGUGACCAGGAUUUCACUCCUGAGAAGAAACCAGUGGCCCGGGCUCCACGCAGGAUGCCGGCAGCGGGGAGGAAGAAGAAGAAAGUGGAGUCUGGCUCUGACUCUGACUCCAAAGUGGACUCGGAUCUGGAGAUGGGCAAUGCCACCGUGGACAUGACCAAGUCAGACUCGGACUCGGACUCGGAUGUGUCGGUGAAAAAGGCACCGCGGGGCCGCAAGCCAGCUGAGAAACCCCCUCCCAAGCCCCGGGGCAGGAAACCGAAGCCAGAGCGUGUCCCCAGCAGCUCCAGCAGUGACAGUGACAGCGACAGUGACGUGGAUCGCAUCAGCGAGUGGAAGAGGCGCGACGAGGAGCGGCGGCGGGAGCUGGAGGAGAAGAGGAAGAGGGAGCAGGAGGAGGAGAUCCGGCGGCUCCGGGAGCAGGAGAAGGAGGAGAAGGAGAAGAGGAAGGAGAAGGCAGAGAAGGGAGAGGAGGUGCACUCGGACUCGGACAGCAGCGCCGAGGAUGAAGCGGCCAAAAAGGGCCGGAGGGGCCGGGCCAAGGCUCCGUCCUCCUCGGACUCUGAGCUGGAGCAGGAGAAGGAGGUAAAGAAGCCGGUGAAGAAACAGCCCUCGGAGUUGUCAAGGAAACCAAACCAGAAGGAGAAGAGGGGCCGAGCAGAGGAGAAGCCACGGAACAAACCUCUGAAAGUGGAACGAGGCCGGAAGAAGUCCGACCCGAUCCCUGAAAGGAGGGUGGAGAAGAAAAAGGAGCCCACAGUGGAGGAGAAACUGCAGAAACUGCACAGCGAGAUCAAGUUUGCGCUGAAGGUGGAUAACCCGGACAUCAAGCGGUGUCUGAACGCGCUCGAGGAGCUGGGCACGCUGCAGGUCACUUCCCACAUCCUCCAGAAGCACACGGAUGUGGUGGCUACACUCAAGAAGAUCCGGCGCUACAAAGCCAACAAGGACGUGAUGGAAAAGGCAGCUGAAGUCUACACCCGGUUGAAGUCGCGUGUGCUGGGACCAAAGAUGGAAUCCUUGCAGAAAGCCAACAAAGCUGGGCCUGAGAAGGACAAGGGGGAGGCAGAGAAGGGUCAGGAGAAGCUGUCGGGAGCAGAGACACGGAAUGAGAAGGGGGAGGAGGAGACAAAUGCUGACCUGUCAGGUCCUGUGAAUGGUGAAUCCCAAAAGUCAGAGGGCACAGAGGAGAAGGACAAGAGCCAAGGGCCAGGAGCUGUGGAGCUGGAGGCACCCACAGAGGAGCCCCACAACAACAGUGUCCAGGACUAUCCCAAGGCCGGGCCGGAGCGAGCUCGCGGGGAGUCGGAGGCUGCGGAUGAGGAGGAGGAGGAGGAGAGCUGAGGAAGCAGCUCCCACGUGGAGGAGGAGGAGGAGGAGGAGAGGCUGUGAAGGGAGAGCAGCCUCUGCCUCAUCUCCUGCCUGAGUCACUUCACUCUGUCCCACCGUAGCCGAUGUCCUUGGUCUUGUCCCGUGUCCCGUCCCUGCGGAGGCAGCACCCGCGGUGGGGCUGUGCUGGUGUCUGUAUUUGUCCCCCACUCCCCCCCUUGUUUUUAAUUUUUG